AUGGGCUCUGAGUUCGAUUGCCAACACCAUGGUUCGACACUUCGACAACAGAUCAAAAACACAGGGAUUGGCUCUGAGUUUCCAGAAUCCAGAAUCCAGAUUCCGUUCGCCAACACCAGCGAUCCGGAUCGCGAACGCCCCGCGAUUGGGUUCGUUCGAUCCGGAACGCGAGUCGCCGGCACAGGCAGCGUUUCCGGUGACUUUGGCAUGGACAAAUGGAAGACAGCUCUCAAGGAAGCAGCAGAUUUGUCUGGAUGGCCUUUCAAGGAUGGCCGGUACGAGUCUGAAUUUAUCAACGACAUUGUUAGUGAGUUAUCUGCCCAAGUGGUAAACCCUUCAUGUGAGUUGGAAGUAGCUGCACAUCCUAUUGGAAUAGAGUCUUGCAGACAAGAUGUCAUUAGACUUCUACGUGCCGAGGAAAAUAUUGUUCACAUUGUAGGCAUAUGGGGGCCUGGUGGAAUAGGAAAGACCACAGUCGCGAAAGAUGUGUUUAAUUCAAUUCACAAUAAGUUUGCAUGUAGUUGUUUCUUAGCAGAUGUUAGAUCAAAUGCCCUAGUCCAACUGCAAGAGACACUUUUACGUGAUAUUUUAGGAGACUCAACUUUGAAGGUGAACAAUGUUGAUAAAGGAGUCGGUUUGAUAAAGACAAGGAUGCGAAAUAAAAAAGUUUUCUUAAUCCUUGAUGACGUGAGUCAUUCUAGCCAAUUACAAAAAUUAGUUCCAUCCCCUGAUUGUUUUGGGCCGGGCAGUAGAAUUCUCAUAACAACAAGAGAUAAACGUUGGCUAAUUGCUCAUCAAGUUGAUGAAGUAUACGAGGUCAAGAUGUUAAAUGAUUAUCAAGCUUUAGAGUUGUUUAGCCUGCAUGCAUUCAGAAGAAAUGAACCUCCAGGCGAUUAUCUGAAACUUGCACAAUGUGCAGUAUGCUAUGCCCAGGGCCUUCCAUUAGCUUUGAUAGUUUUAGGCUCUCAUCUAUUUCGCAGAAGUAGAGAGGAGUGGGAAGCUAUAUUAGAUAGUUGCAGGGGAGAAGGACCCCACAGAGAGAUAAGAGACGUGCUGAAAAUAAGUUAUGAUGCUCUGGGAGAAGAUCUAAAAGAAUAUUUUCUUGAUAUCGCUUGUUUCUUUAAAGGUAAGCUUGUAGACGAUGUGAAACCAAUACUAGAAGCUUGCCAUGAGCUCAAAUCAGUGAGUGGUUUUGCACAACUCCAGGAAAAGGCCUUAAUAAGAAUUGACAAAGGUUGGUGUUCUACGAUUUGGAUGCAUGACUUGAUAGAAGAAAUGGGUAAAGACAUAGUAUAUCAACAGUCACCUGAUGAGCCUGGGGAACGUAGCAGAUUGUGGAGUGAAGAAGAUGUCUACCACGUUCUAAGAAACAAUACAGGAACGAAUGUUAGAGGCAUCCAAGUCUCGUGGCGAUCAUCUACGAUAUAUUUGAAUGCUAAAAGUUUCUUAGAGAUGAAGAAUCUUAGAUAUAUUUCUAUCAGCGGGGAAGUGAAAUUUGAAUGCAUUUCUGGAGACAUUGAUAAUCUCUCAAGCCAGUUGAGGUGGCUUGAUUGGCGUUAUAGUCCGCUACAAUAUUUUCCAUCUGAUUAUCAAGCAAACAAACUUGUACAACUUAAUAUACCUGACAGCCGCAGAAUCACACGACUUUGGGAGGGACAUAAGAAUUUCUCAAGCCUAACAUGUAUGAAUUUAAGGGGUUGUUCAUCCUUAAGGGAACUCCCAGACUUCAGUGGAAUCCCCAACUUGAAAGAGUUGAAUCUAUAUGGAUGUAGCAGUUUAGUUGAGGUUCCUGAUUCCGUUGGAUUCCUUCGUAACCUUGUUACUUUGAAUGUUGACUGCUGCUCUAACCUUAUUAUGUUUCCAAGAAAAAUCAACUUCAAAUAUGCAAAAACAGUUUCUAUUAGCUAUUCUAAGCUUGAGGAAUUUUCAGAAGUUGGGGAAGAGCUGGGUUUCUUGAGAAAAUUAGAUAUAUCUGGCAGUUGCAUUAAAGAAUUGCAUCCGUCCAUUACAAAACUUAUUGGGCUAGAAACCUUGGUACUAAUAGAGUGUCAAAAUCUCGCAACUCUUCCAUAUAAUAUUUAUGAGUUGCGCAAUUUAAAGUAUCUUAAUGCGACUUUAUGCCCAAAACUUGCUACAUUUCCUGAAAUUUCAAUAAAGAUGGAUUCUUUGAGACAACUUUUUCUAUCAGGCAGUAACAUUAGAGAAUUGGAUGAGUCAGUUGGAAAUCUCAUCGGGCUUGAAAAGUUGUACCUCAGUGAUUGCAGAAGUCUUACAACUCUACCAUGCAGCAUUUAUGGAUUGCAAAAUUUAAAGAUGCUUUAUCUUCGUUACUGCUCAGAACUAGUUAGAUUUCCAGCAAAUACCAAGAUUUUGAAUGUCGAUGGUUGCUCACUAUCACUUCCCAAGCUAGAGUUGUUGGACAUCCGAGGAUGCAGUUUAUCAGAUUGUGAUUUCCUCAUGACUCUUGAUUGCUGGGAAACAUUAGAUCACCUUGAUCUGUCAUUUAACGAUUUUGUUAGUCUUCCUACUUGCAUCACCAAAUUUGUCAACUUGCGUAUGCUUUACUUGAAUGGUUGCAAGAGACUCCGAGGAAUUCCGGAGCUUCCCCCAAACCUAAUUGAUCUAGGUAUGAGUGAUUGUGAAUCAGAAGAGCCAACUCAGGACAUAGAGGGGGCAUCGCUAUCAAUUGAAGAGGAUGAUGAAGAAGAGCCAACUCCGUCGUCACAGCUUUCUUUGUCUUCCGAACCUCCGAAACGACACCACACCCCAGAAGAAGCACCAACAGUGAUUCCUCCAGAACGACAUUGCGCUGCCGGGCAACCAUCAAUGGUCCAUUUGCUCAUGAAAUGGCUAUCUCCCCAAUCCCCAUGAUCCCUGACCUGCGUAGCUCCCACCACACAACUUCUACUCCACACUGUCAACACCAAGAGGAACCGACUGAGUUGUUAAGGCUUUCUCUGUCUUCAGAACCAACAAAACCUCGUGGCACAGUUGAAGGUUUGGGUAUGAGCCCGUUUAGAGGCUUCUGCAGGCCCUCUGCAACUUCUUACUGAUCAAUGAAUAGAAUCAACAGUCAUGGUGCUGCAGAGAUUGGCCACAUGAUGAUGAGGAAUAACGGUCUUCAUUGUAAAUUAUCAGUUGAUCCCACUGUGCAGGAGAAUAUUGGUGGCAGUCAGCUAGGCACUGCAAAUCAAGUGGGAACUAUAAACUUUUACUUGGAUUGCAGAUUUGAGCAAAACGGGUACGUGCUGAUCUGAUUAGAUAGAGACAAUUGAAAUAAAGCUAGAAGUAAAGGUGGAAGGUUACGAUAAAAAAGAUGGUAUAUACCUUGAUAGUGGCGAGACUCUUAUGCUGGUCAGAGCAAGCAAUGAGUGUGGUCGAGUGGGGCGGUUGAUCAAGAGUUUGCGGCAGACAUAGCUAUAGGCAAGUGGCAUGAUACUAGUGCUUCCCUGAUUGGAAGCUCCAAAUGUCAUCAGGCCGAUAUCUAAGGCUUAAUUGAGUUCUAAAAACCGAUUUAUAUGCAAGUAUUUGCAAUCAUGCAUCUAAGAAUAUAUGCCUGUAUCUCUCUUUUCCUUUUUGUAACGCAGACUCUUAUAGGAAGUAGUAAAACUAUAACUAGUUCAUCGGAGCUGGUGUUGUAUGCUGAGGUUGUUUCAGAAAUAGCAGUGAUUAUGAAGAUUAGCUUAGUAAAAUCAAUACAUAUUCAAACAUUAAAGU
Messenger RNA from Rosa chinensis, 3717 nucleotides. Its product is annotated as disease resistance protein RPV1-like. Lineage: Eukaryota; Viridiplantae; Streptophyta; Magnoliopsida; Rosales; Rosaceae. The transcript has 10 exons. The record is from RefSeq and is a predicted model, not a curated record. The coding region runs from base 1 to 2871 and encodes 956 amino acids. Gene Ontology annotation, molecular function: ADP binding. Gene Ontology annotation, biological process: defense response.